CCAAAGUAACGGGAGUCGCUGGAGAACAAUCACGUUCACCCACACAUCAACACUGACGAGCGAAGUGCUUCAAUCCUUGGCACAUUGUGGAUGUUGGUUCCUGAACGUGCGGUGACUCAUUACUGUUACUGGGUUGCUGUGAUCCGUGCAUGCGAAUCACGGAGUUAGAUAAAAUGGAGAGGCGAAUGACUGAAGUAGUGGUGUUGCUGCUGGUAGUUGCAGCAGUAUCGGUGGAGGCCGGGGACAUGAUGAGGAAGUCCAUAGUGUUCGACAAGAAGACGCCGGACGUGUUCUACUGCCCCCAGCAGAAGCCCACGGGCUUCGACAAGCUGCUGGUCAAGGCCAGGCCGCUGAAGAAGCUCUGCGAGUUCGGGGCCGGCGCCCUCCCCGAGGACUACAAGUCCGACUGCUACAACGACGUCGACGAGUCGGAGUACGCCUGCAAGGAGAAGUACCGCAUCAUGAAGCGUCUUGUUCAGAAGCAAGAGAGUGAAUCUUCAAAGGAUCCUACAGUGACGACGGAACUCUUCCUGACAGAAGAUUACUGAAAUGAUCCUCACGACUGCAACUGCUGCCAUUUUUUUUUGUUAGUUUCUUUAGAAAUUAACAGUGUUAGGUACAACAAUUAUGUUUUGAUUUGUCUGCUCGGUUCUCUUGUUUUUUCCAGCUUCUUCGGUAAACUGUCUUCUGGUUCUCUACUCUCGGCUCUCCUGCUAUGCCGCUGUCACUUGUGUAUAUUUCCACUGCUGUUUCUGUAGAUGUAGUUCUAACACAGCACACAUAGUUUACCUGCAACUUUAUUUAAGGGCUCUUUCUAAUUGUUGUAUUUUUUUUUUUUUUUUUGAAAGAAUUAGAGAGUAAGAAAUAAGUGUAAACAAUUAUUCAGCCUGUAUAAACCAUAUUAUAAAAUAACUAUCAAUGUUUUUUGUUGAUUAUAUAUAUAGAUUAUUUUGAUAAGGCAAAACUUUACUAUCAGUAAGUUUUAUCCAGGGAUAGUAUAGGUAAUGUGAGAAUAAGCCAUAUGCUUAACUUGUAACCAAAAACACAUUAAGUUUUAACUAAUGGUUUAUAUAAUUCAAAAAUUUAUUUUACAAAUGAGAUUGAAAGAACCUAUAUUAGUUUUCUAUCUCUCUCUAGAGUUAUCAUUUAAUUGGUAACCUUAUUCAAACAAUUCUUUCCUUGCAAUUGAAAUUAAAGUGUAGAAUAGAAUAAAGAAAAAUUAAGUAAAAUUAAGUAAAAUUAUGUAUUUGCCACUAAUCUUUACAUUUGAAAGAAUAUUUAGUUAAAGCGUCAGUGGUGAUAUUGUCAAGUCAGCCGCAAAUGAUCAUUACCCUUCCUGGAAUUACAUCAUCACUGUGAUUUUUGUCUGGGUGAAGUCUAAGUAUUCCCAUGUUUUUUUUUAGUUUGACAGUUACAGAGAGUCCUUAAAAUAAUUCUUUGUCAUUUAUGUAUAUAACAAAUAAGAACUAUCAAGUCAGUAAGCCAAUCUGUGCCUUAUUUUGUAGUUUGCUCUAACAAUCAUAGCUUAUAUUUUAGCAAACUUUAGGUAUAAUGUUAGCAUCGUACCAGUAGUUAAGAAAUUAUUCUUAUCACAGUAACAGUUUUUUUUGUAAUACAUAUAUAAAAAAUGUUUUGAGAUUAGGUCAGAUUUCAUAGUUAAAUUAUUUAAAGAAAAUCUUAAGAAAAUCCUCAGCAGUAUUGUAGCUUUCAUUAGAGCCCUUUAUGGACCAGGCGUGCGGCAAAAGCCCAUUGCCCUCCCAGCACAGUAAGGCCGGUUAACCGACAUUUUACAGCCCAGCCUUGAGAGUUCAGGCCAGGUAACUUAGAUGUGUAAAAAUUCUCAUACAAAACCGCUGAACUUAACAUUUUGCAUUUGUUGGGAGUAAUUCGUGAAUAGGACGGAAGUCUGUCCACUUUUCUCCGGUCCAGAGUAAAAGGAGACAACAACCACACCCGGCCCGGGUUUGCGUCUAUUUUGCACAACAUUUCUGAUACCAAAAAAUUAUUUAAAUCAUGCAAAAAUUCUGACUUAAAACCCACCAUAUCAGAUUGUAGGCAAAAUUCAUAAAAAAAACAUAUCCUAUUUCAAAUUACUUAAAAAAUAUACCUGCAUAAAAAAAGGGACAAGGUAGGUGUUUUUUGAAGCAGCAGUUCACAAAAGAUUGACUUUUUUGCACUGUACUUUUACACUGAUUUCUUAUCUUUUUUUACAAACUCUAUAAAUUUGAGCGGAUGUUACAGAGAGCUGGUAACAACGUAUCUUGGUAGCAUUGUGGUUAGAUGUUGUUGCCGGGUGCCAGCUCUCUUAGUAAGAGAAUCCUCCCACAAAGAGGUUAGUCGUAGACUAUUCAGCCUGUGUGGCUUACCGAAGGACGUCACCCGCACUGGAGAAAUGAUGCUAUGCAGCCUAGCCUGAACCCUUAUUUAUCUAAGUGUUGCAGGCCCAUAGGUAUGCGCUUACCUAGGCAAGACACUCUGUGGACACUUACUGAAACAGGAUAACGAUCAGGUCUAAACAGUACUUACAUGUCGGGUAGUAGUCACGUUCGGCUUGAAUGCAGCGCCCACACGUACCUACAACUGCACAGUACCCCACACACUCCUGGAUAAAACACUAUCUUGUAUAUCUGUAAUGGCACUUGCUCCUUGUCCAAAAUGUAGAGGUCGGCGCGCGUCCGUGCCUGUGAAUUCCUUGAAAGAACACGCCGGAGUCGGCCGGUCCCGUAAGCUUGGUGCCUGCUAGUGUGCCCUACAGUGCCAGGUGAACUGAGAACUGAAAAGAUUACACUGCGAGAUGCGUGCGGAACUCCAGAAAUAAGAAAGGAGGUUAAAAACAGCACUUAAAUAACCAUGGCGGUGACUGAUCAGUUAAAGCCGGCCAAUGUUGGAAGCUCCGUGAGACUAUGUCUGACCUCGCCAGUGAUUCGCAUGUGACUGGAGCAAGGGUUACCUUCAAGGUCGCACCGUCCGCUCCGCAGGAACGGAAUUUGCAUCAACAAUAUCACUAGGUACUUUAAAUCUGAGUUGCUGUCAGACUGUAUCUGGGUAAUUAAAAAAGAACAUAUAUAUAACACUGGAAUAUAUAAUGCUGCACAUCUUGCUGGUUAAAGUUGGAAGAAAAAAAUGAGGUGUGGCUGUGUCAUGUUGUAAGUGAAUACGUGUACGAAAAAGGUAAUAUUUUCUAUACUGUAUUUUUUAUAACACCAUAUAUAUUCACUGCAACUAUUUUACACUAAUGUUUUAUAUAUGUAAUCAAUUGAUUUUGAUGAGAGCUGACAAUUGAAAGUCAACAAAUGGCGUAGCUUCUCCGAGUCAAAAGUUAUACAAAAUGGAAAUCUCAAAAUGCGGCAAAAUGACUUCAAAAUGGCGGCGCUUCCCCCUCCACCGCAGGCGAUGUGUUACAGUCAUUCUUUGAACCUUUAUCUAUCCAGUGGUGUAAUUAAAUUUUGGAUGGAGAUGAUAGAUAUGUAGCUGCAACACCAAACUGUAUCCCCACUAUGGGAGCUAUUUUAAAGACGUAUUCACGUCAAAAUCUUAAAAACCCAACACUGGAGAUGGCUGGCCUUGACGUCACGGGGUGCGCUUCAACAGUGGCGGACGGUACUGGGACCCGGGCAUUGCUUGCUGCCCCAGGCCGUACCACAUCAAUACAAAAGUAAUAGGUAAACACAAAUAAGUAUGAGCAAACAUAAAAUAACUUCAUGUAAAAACCUUUCGAGAAUGAGAAAGCAAGUUUUACUCGCUCUAUGAAACUGUCAUACACUGAUAUAAUAACAGCAUAUACAUAGUCACAACAUUUUUCUUCAAAGAUAAGUUAGUAAACUAGUUCAAUGUAAAUUAAACUUAAAUUCUCCUAAAAAAUGCACCAUCACAAAUACUUAGCUCACUCGCUUACUAUUACGAAAAAAAUUAUUUUAAGUAAUUCUGACCGUCAUGUCCUAGGUAUGUGAAAUUUUGUUUUUUAUAGUGUAACCUUCUUUCACCCUAUGCUCUGCUUUCUUCUUUAAUUAUAUAUUAUAACAGACUUAAAGUUAUUUUGACCCUUGUGUACUUGCACAUAAGGUCUAUGUGUGUUGAUUUUUUUUUUUCAGUGGCCCCUCUCAGGUACUUGGCUUAGCUUAGCAUGCAAACACACUUUUUGGGCACUUCCACGCCAAGUACACACACAUACAAAUUCCUGCCCGUAGUGUCAGAAUGCUCGAAACGUCGCAUCAAGCCGGUUCGGGCAGUAAGCCACUUAUCAUUGUCGAGCAGGAGACCCAAAGCCUUUUUUUUUUCGGAGGCCCCAUUUGCAAGACUCUUACUUUGCAGCCCUCUUGUAUUAUGAGUAGCACGACUUUGCCGAGUCGCAGGCUGGUACUAGCCGAUGAAAGCAUGCAGAAAGACAUCUUAUCUUUCUUGCUGAUUGAUCUUGCUAAGUGGCUAACUGGCGACCCGCUGUCGCGAUCUGGGCCGCGUCAUUGUUUGACGUGGCCCUCCUAAAUAAUCUUACAAUAAAUACCUCAAUAUUAUCUUAUACUGUCAUAUAUUAGCUGUCUUUGUAGAAGGUUAUCAAUAGACACUGUUAUGAAGCCAUGAUAUUCUCACAGAAACACUAAAAAAGAUUAUUCAUGUUUUUUUUAAUCCAUAUAUUGUUUUAUUUAAUUCUUAAAUUUGAGACUGUUGUUUUUUUUGUGUUUUUUUUUUUUUUCAUUACUUUAUCACAUGUCAAAUAUUGUAUAUAUUAGUUAUCCUACACAAUACUAAGACAAAUAAAAUUAUUGUGUAAGACAUUUAAUAUUUAUUCAUAUUUGUUUGGUCCUCCGAAUAAUUUCUGAAAUGAUAUCUGGCCCUUGAGAAGUGUGAAGUUGGCUAUCGCUGAUCUAGCUACUUGGUUAGCAUAAGACAGUGACAAACAGGGUUUCUUUUUUUUUUAUAAAUAAUACUGGUACUUCUUAAUAUGUAGCUCUUUGCUGAAGUAGACAUUUGAAUCAGACCCAAUUGAUUAAACACAUUUCAAUCUAGGAUAUCUUGGAUAUCUCAUGUCAUGACCUUGACAUAAGCAAUUUUUUUUUUGUUUGUUUCAGAUGAGACUUCAUCCUCCAGGCAGUGAAGAUGCAGAAGUUUACAUGUCGAAAGACUUCAAAGAAAAAUUCCAACCAAUAA
This is a messenger RNA of Bacillus rossius redtenbacheri, 5145 nucleotides long. RefSeq lists its product as uncharacterized. Lineage: Eukaryota; Metazoa; Arthropoda; Insecta; Phasmatodea; Bacillidae. The transcript is spliced from 4 exons. The record is from RefSeq and is a predicted model, not a curated record. The coding region runs from base 150 to 548 and encodes 132 amino acids.